Messenger RNA from Geosmithia morbida, 1527 nucleotides. RefSeq names its product sphingolipid C9-methyltransferase. The transcript has 4 exons. Gene Ontology annotation, biological process: cellular response to biotic stimulus. Bases 1 to 1527 code for a protein of 508 amino acids. The record is from RefSeq and is a predicted model, not a curated record. Lineage: Eukaryota; Fungi; Ascomycota; Sordariomycetes; Hypocreales; Bionectriaceae.
AUGGCGCCCGAGCCACAGCUGGAGAGUGAUAUUCACUUCAUCGAGACCCCGCCGGCAAAGCCGAGCAAGUUUUCCACGGGUCAGGACUGCGGUGUCCCCGUCACCGACUUCCCCACCAUCAGCAACUCUCCCCUCCCGGCUGAAGGUGCUGGCGCCGAGAGCUUCUCCAACAUCCUCCUCGGCAUCGUCCUCUUCGGUGUGCCCUACCUUCUGUCGCGCCUGGUUGGAGGCGGCAUCAAGACGACAAUCUUCUUCGCCAUCUUCACGCUGAUCCCGACGCUCAUCGCCUUCUGGGCCUACACCUCUCGCUUCAGUCCUCGCGUCAACGACGCCGUCAAGCUUCCCGGCCGCCCCAUCGAAGAAUAUGUCACCUUCAAGGACGCUGCCGACAAGGCCAAGUACAGCGGCCGCACCAAGGUGCCCAUCCAGACCUUUUCCGAGAUGUACAUUGAGGGCAAGGCCGACUUCAACGGCGACACGCUGGACGUGAUGGAGUACCGCCACGACUGGUCUUCCUUCGCCUUCACCGUCGACCUGUUCAAGUACAUCUUCUUCACCUUCGGUCCCGACGUGCUCUUCCACUCGCGCGAGCAGGACAUGGAGCAGAUCCGCCCCAACUACGACUCCGGAAACGACCACUACGGCUGGUUCCUCGGCCCCCGCAUGAUCUACACCAGCGGUAUCAUCUCCGACCCCACCCGCGAGGAGACCCUCGAGGAGCUCCAGGACAACAAGAUGGCCGUCGUCUGCGAGAAGCUCGACCUCAAGGAGGGCGAGACCAUGCUCGACAUCGGCUGCGGGUGGGGUACCCUCGCCAAGUUUGCCAGCGUCAACUACGGUGCCCGCGUCACCGGCCUCACCAUUGCCGAGAACGGUGCCGCCUACGCCACCGAUCAACUCCGCCGCGCCGGCAUCCCCGAGGAGCAGAGCCAGAUCCUGUGCAUGGACUACCGCGAUGCCCCCAAGAAGAAGUACAACAAGAUCUCCCAGCUUGAGAUGGGCGAGCACGUCGGCGUCCGCAAGCUCACCGGCUUCUUCCGUCAGUGCUACGACAUGCUUGAGGAUGACGGUGCCAUGUACGUCCAGCUGUCCGGUCUCCGCCAGGCCUGGCAGUACGAGGACUUCAUCUGGGGUCUCUUCCUGAACAAGUACAUCUUCCGUGGUGCCGAUGCUUCCACCCCGCUCUGGAACUAUGUCAGCUCUCUUGAGCAUGCUGGCUUCGAGAUCAAAAGCGUCGACACCGUCGGUGUUCACUACUCUGCUACCCUCUGGAGGUGGUACCGGAACUGGGUCGGCAACCGCGACACCGUCACCGCCAAGUUUGGCCAGCGAUGGUACAGGAUCUGGGAGCUCUUCCUCGCCUGGUCCGUCAUCGCCUCCCGCCAGGGUAGCGCCACCUGCUUCCAGAUCCUUGUCGUCAAGAACCUCAACAGCACCCACCGUAUCAACGGCAUCAAGUCGCAGUUUGGCCUCAGCGGAGCCCUGGCUGCCAGCAAGGCUGCUGGCAAGUCGUCUCUGGCCAAGUAA